AUGAAGGCAAACUUAAUGUUAAAGAGAAGGCUGGCUACUGCAACAGCCAAUUCCGCCUUGCCCAAGAUCAAAGUCGGAAUAUUACUAUCAAGAAUCCCCAUAAUUAUACCAAAACUAAAUGAACUGGAAAAACACUACUACGAAUACCAAUCAAAACUGGAAAAAAGAUUGAUGUGGACAUUUCCAGCAUAUUUCUAUUUCAAGAAGGGUACUGUAGCGGAACAUAAAUUUUUAUCCCAACAAAAUGGGCCCAUUUCUAAGAAAGGUGGUAUUUGGUUUCCUAAAGGUAUACCGGACAUCAAGCAUGGCAGAGAAAGAAGUACCAAGCAGGAAGUUAAUCUGCCUAGUAGCAAUACAGCGAAAUCCGCCAUAGAUAAAAAAGAGCAUAACAAGGACGAUGUUAACAGACCCGUCAUUCCAAACGAUAAAAUAACGGAAGCUGAUAAAUCAAAUGAUACUAAGAGCCUCGAAAGACAAUUAAGCAGAACUUUAUAUCUUUUAGUAAAAGAUACCGAAGGUGUUUGGAAAUUCCCAAACUUUGACUUAUCUGACGACUCAAAGCCCUUACACAUCAACGCGGAGGAUGGAUUGAGAUCGUUAGGCGGUGACCAGAUACACACUUGGUCCGUUUCUGCUACCCCCAUCGGUGUUUUGAAGGACGACCAGAAUAGCUCAGCAGAGUUUAUUGUGAAAUCUCACAUUUUGGCAGGGAAGUUCGAUUUGACAGCCGACAAGAAUGACACAUUUAAAGACUAUGCUUGGUUGACAAAGGAUGAAAUAAAUGAAUGCGUUCCAAAAGAAUACUUUAGCCAAACCGGGUUCCUUUUGGCGGAUAAUUGA
Messenger RNA from Saccharomyces eubayanus, 840 nucleotides. RefSeq names its product mitochondrial 54S ribosomal protein mL46 (gene MRPL17). Gene Ontology annotation, molecular function: structural constituent of ribosome. Bases 1 to 840 code for a protein of 279 amino acids. The record is from RefSeq and is a predicted model, not a curated record. The transcript has a single exon. Gene Ontology annotation, cellular component: mitochondrial large ribosomal subunit. Lineage: Eukaryota; Fungi; Ascomycota; Saccharomycetes; Saccharomycetales; Saccharomycetaceae.